Molecule: messenger RNA, 2691 nt
Organism: Dendrobium catenatum
Lineage: Eukaryota; Viridiplantae; Streptophyta; Magnoliopsida; Asparagales; Orchidaceae
Exons: 1
Coding region: 1450-2454 (334 amino acids)
Source: RefSeq, a predicted model, not a curated record
UAAUAUUUAGGCCCACUAAGCUUUUGUUUGGGACGACUUUUUUAUUGUUUCUUAAUACAGUUUUUUUGUAAAAAAAUUUUGAUUUGUAUAUUAAAAGUUGUUUUAAGAAGCAAGAAGAUAGCCAUCCCAAACUAAUCCUAACACAAAUUCAUACGCACAUUAUAUAUGCAAGAUUUAAACUCAAAAUCUCUUCAUUUGUAAUAAAAAAUCUCAAAAGAUAGAUUAAGGUGCGAGGCUGGCUUCAUAAUUUUGUCCAUCUAUUUUGAGCAAAUUGAGACCUGACAUGUGGCUUCUAAAUAUCCCAUGCCGUAAGGUGAUGAUAGGAUUCAUUUUUCCCCCUUCUAAGCAUAAUUCGUCGUGCAAUUGCUGAGACAAUUCAUGCCAAGGACAGUAGCUGAGAGCAAUUGCGAGAAUAGGAAAUUUGGCGACAUAUCCUGAUGUUUUAUAUGGAAACAUUUGCUCUUUGUGAUGAUGAUAAGCCGCAAGUAUUUCUCACAAUGCGUGCGAUCAGUGGAUGCCGUCUAAAAAUUAAUCAAGAAGCGCCACAUCACCAAUACGUUGUUCAUCAUUACUGUGUAUCGUUGUGUAUCAGGUAACGUGACAGGUUCUGAUUGGCCUCCGGAUGAUCCUGACCGCCGUAACAAUCUCUCAUUGCUUUGACCCCAUUAGUGCAUUACAUGCAUAUCAUUGUUGUCCUCAUUAUUAGAACAUAUAUUAAUGCUAAAUUAAAUAUAUUUUUUAAUUAUUUCAUGAUCAAUGAAGCAAUAUUGGAAAAUCAAAAUGGGAUUUACAUGCAUAACAUUAAAUACUUAACAUUAUAUAUAUAAGUUUUAACCUUUACUUUUAUAAUUCUAUAAUGCCUAAAUUAUAUCAGAAUAUAUGCAUGAAAACAUCUAUUUUAGAUUCAGUACGUUAAUAUUAAUUAUAUUUUUAUAUGAUUUAGAGAUUAUGAUCUUAUAUAAAUUAAUAAAUACUUAUAAUCGAACAAUCCUUCAAGCAACUUUAUACACUGUAGUUUUGAAAACUAAGAAUAAUUUAUCUAAAUAUUCUUAUAUAAUUUAUAUCAAAAUCGACUAAAAAUUAUUAUAUUUAAUUUAAAAUUAGGGUAUUACAAAGUCCUUUUUUAUAAUACUAAAAUUAAAAAAAUUAAUAAUUUUAAAGCUCAUAUAAUAUGUAUCAUCAUAUGUGACAAAUUUUUAUUCUUUAAAAACAUGGAAAGUCGAAUAUUCCGCAAAAUCAGCGAAUAUUCAUUCAUUAUUCUGAUAAUUUAAAAAACCAUUUUCAAAGUUAACAACACUUCGAAAAAAUGGUAAUUAGCGGGAGAUUAUUAGCGAUAAUGGUAUAUAUAAAUCUCCCGCUGCGCUGCGCUGCGAAGCAUCUCUGCAAGCAAGAACCAAAUUCCCAACGCCUUUCUCCUAACUUGUUUCCUCUAGCACAAGAAUCCUCAACAUGACUGCUUCCGCCGGUGAUGCCGGCUGGGUUCACGAUGCCGAUUGGGGCCUUACCUCCGCUGCCGCCGAUGCCGAUGUCCUCACCGUUGACGGAGACUGGGUCCUCACCGACGGCCCUUGUUCUCCUCGGCGAUACCGUCUCACCGGCUUCUUCCUCGUUAGCAGCGGUCCCCACAUCUACGUUCCAUUACUCCAGUCAUCCGAUGCAUCCCGCGCUGGCGAUCUUAUCUCCUCCGUUCCUAUCUCCGCUUCCAUCUGCGCCUCAACGCAAGGUAUCGUCCUAGCCCGCGCCCCCUGGUCUUCAUAUUACAUUUCGACACCAAUCUCUCCCAAAUGGACACGAAUACCUCAUCCCAUGUACUCCCAUCCGAUCACCAUUCCGGUUGCAAUCGUCGCCUCCGGCGACGAUGGCCACGGAGAUGGGUUUCUCAUCAUCUGCGCCGUUCCGUUGGCAGAUGGCCCCCAAGGGUUUUAUCGCUUCGAUAUCUACGAAUCCUCCACUGGAAAAUGGAGGACCGGUCCCGAUCGCUUCCCCACGGGGGAGAUCCUUCCAUCCUCCGGCGUGUCCUGCGGUAGUGCAGUCUAUUUCCGAACGGAAACGCCGUCUGUAGUUUCUUACGAUGAUGCAGCCGGUGUCGCUAGGGUUUUGCCUCCGCCACCGAGGUGUUGGGGUUCAGAGCUACAAUGGGAGCUCGCGGAGGCAAAUGGCCGGCUCUGGUGUGUGUGCGUGAGGGGGAGGGUAGUCGAGGUGUACCAACUGGGGGAGAGAGAUCAGUGGACCAUGGUAGGGCAGUCGGACGCGAUUGAUUGCAGUGACCCGCCGCGGCCGCUGCGAGCGCAAAGUGCCGGUCUUGGGGUUGUGCUCUGGACGAAUGGGAGGCUAGGUCGGUGGGAUUUGGAGCACGGAAGAGCGAUCCAGUUAUGGUUCGGCGAGGCUGCGCCGCCGCCGGGAAGCUGUGCUCAGUACGUGCCGUACUGUGCUGAGCUGGAGCUCCGUCGAUGAUGCCGUUUGCAAAAGGUUGGUGUGAAUAUGCUGUCGGUAGUGGAUGCAGGGGAUUGAUGUGAACAGUUAGUGGGAUUCGAUUCAUUCAGUAAUAGGAUUCAAGCGGUUUAGAGUAAAUGCUCUGAUCUAUCAUCGUCAUUUUAAAGAGAAAGAAAAGAAAAAAAAAAAAAAAAAAUUUGCAUAGCUUCUUUUAAUAACUGGUUCAUUGAUCAUGAAGUUUAUAUCUGGUUACGAUUU